Messenger RNA from Closterium sp. NIES-67, 2535 nucleotides. The record is from the annotation of a GenBank genome assembly. Lineage: Eukaryota; Viridiplantae; Streptophyta; Zygnematophyceae; Desmidiales; Closteriaceae.
CGCCAAGACCUGUGAGUGGAAGCUGGCUCACUUCUCUUUUCAAACCAUGAUUGGAAGCUGGCUCACUUCUCUUUUCAAACCAUGAGUGGACGUUUUCUCAAGCCUUUUUCAAAAUCCGUUGCCUCAGUUGCUAGGCUUCAAGUUGUGAUCGGAAAACUAGUCAUAGUCACUCCUAAGAUGAUAGUAUGUUAGCAACAGCGCAUGCGUAGUCUUCGUACAGUAUCACAGCAGAUUCAGGGCCGCCAUGGCUGGAAAUGUAUUGGACAUUCUCAAGAGUUCGCUCCUCCAGGCCGUUCCCGCUGUGCUGGUGGCCGUGAGCGGCGGGAACGCGAGGGAGCAGCGGAUAGCACAGUGCAGGUACUAGUACAGUUGUUGGGGAAAAAAUCGUGUGGAAAUUAGAGGAUUGAGUAUCCUCUGGAGAAACUGGAAUGCCGCUUAAAACGCCGGCACACCGGCUGGAUUGGCGGCUAGGGUCCUCCGAGGAUAGUAAUAUCCGAGAAUAGCUAUUUUAGCCUGUCAUCAUCCUCGGAAUUGAAGGUAUUUUUUGGGAUUCUAAAAAGAAGCAUACAACUUUAGCGUCAUCAUCCUCGCGUUGCUUCCGCGGUGGAGGUCAACCGGUCUGACGUGUCACCUUCCCCCUUUUGUGGAGAUCAAACGGUCUGACGUGUCACCUUCCCCCUUUUGUGGAGAUCAAACGGUCUGACGUGUCACCUUCCCCCUUUUCUGGAGAUCAAACGGUCUGACGUGUCACCUUCCCCCUUUUCUGGAGAUCAAACGGUCUGACGUGUCACCUUCCCCUUUUUGUGGAGAUCGAACGGUCUGACGUGUCACCUCCCCCCUUUGCUCCCUUCCUUCCCUUUCGCUGCUGGCUUCAGCGCUGCGCUAUCCGAUGUGCUCGUUCUGCCGAAAUGCGAACUGUCAGGAAAGCGCGUGCAGUCGCUGGUCCACCCUUCCGACAGAGCCGCGUUUGAGGCAGCUGUGGGGGAGUGCGCGGCGGAUAGCAGUAGGCGGAAGCGGCAGGUCUGGGUGCGGCUGGCAGUGAGAGGGGCGGUCGAGGGGAGAACGGGGGGAGAAGGGGAAAGGGGAGGAGCGAGUGAGUGGCGGUGGUUUGAGGUGUCUGCGUCACUAGCCGCGCGUGGUGCGAGUGCUAAGGAUGGUAGAAGUAGCACCAGCAGAGCUUCAGGCACUAAGGAGGAUAGAAGCACUAGCACCAGCACCAGCACAGCUUCAGGUGCUAAGGACGCCGCUAGCAGCGUUGGGAGAGCAAAGAAUGCGCCAGGUGAAAGCGGUGGGGAUGAUCAGAGGAUGGUUCUCUGCACCUUCCUUGACGCCACGGAGCAGCGGCUGCGCCAGGUGCUCAUGCUGCAGCAGCUGAGGGAGUGCGCGCAGCUGGCCACGCCGUCACAUGCCGCACCGCCCCAACCAGGUUCAGACGGCGGUCAGAGUGCUCCCACUCAUGCCGUCUCUCCCCCUGCUGCCUCUCCGCCUGGCGCCUCUCCCCCUGGCACUGCUUCUGAACGGGGUGCCUCUGCCAGCAGUGCUGCUGCUGGUGCUGCUGGUGAUGCUGGUGCUGGUGGGGGUGCUGGUGCGGGUGCUGGUGGUGAUGCUGCUGGGCACGAUGCUGGUGGGCGCGAUGCUGGUGGGGGUGAUGGUGGGGAUGGCGGUGGGGAGGGCGACGAGCGCGUGUGUCUGUGGAGGGAGGCGGAGUGGCUGAUGGAGAGAGUGAAGGCAGCGCUGCAGCUGGGCCAUGAGAAUGCCAAGUUCCGAGCCAUCUUUGACCUCUCCAUUGUGAGUCAACGAGCCAUCUUUGACCUCUCCAUUGUGAGUCAACGAGCCAUCUUUGACCUCUCCAUUGUGAGUCAACGAGCCAUCUUUGACCUCUCCAUUGUGAGUCAACGAGCCAUCUUUGACCUCUCCAUUGUGAGUCAACGAGCCAUCUUUGACCUCUCCAUUGUGAGUCAACGAGCCAUCUUUGACCUCUCCAUUGUGAGUCAACGAGUCAUCUUUGACCUCCCCAUUGUGAGUCAACGAGCCAUCUUUGACCUCUCCAUUGUGAGUCAACGAGCCAUCUUUGACCUCUCCAUUGUGAGUCAACGAGCCAUCUUUGACCUCUCCAUUGUGAGUCAACGAGCCAUCUUUGACCUCUCCAUUGUGAGUCAACGAGCCAUCUUUGACCUCUCCAUCAUGUGAGUCAACGAGCCAUCUUUGACCUCUCCAUUGUGAGUCAACGAGCCAUCUUUGACCUCUCCAUUGUGAGUCAACGAGCCAUCUUUGACCUCUCCAUUGUGAGUCAACGAGCCAUCUUUGACCUCCCCAUUGUGAGUCAACGAGCCAUCUUUGACCUCUCCAUUGUGAGUCAACGAGCCAUCUUUGACCUCCCCAUUGUGAGUCAACGAGCCAUCUUUGACCUCUCCAUUGUGAGUCAACGAGCCAUCUUUGACCUCUCCAUUGUGAGUCAACGAGCCAUCUUUGACCUCCUAUAUGCGACUCCUUGUUUUCUGUCUCGAGCUGCAUGAAAAAACGGCCGGACUGGUC